Kalmanozyma brasiliensis GHG001 is the source of this 3492-nucleotide messenger RNA. RefSeq names its product Activator of mitotic machinery Cdc14 phosphatase activation C-terminal. The transcript has a single exon. Bases 1 to 3492 code for a protein of 1163 amino acids. Gene Ontology annotation, cellular component: cytoplasm; cell septum. NCBI's taxonomy places the organism in Eukaryota, Fungi, Basidiomycota, Ustilaginomycetes, Ustilaginales. Gene Ontology annotation, biological process: establishment of cell polarity; positive regulation of G2/M transition of mitotic cell cycle. The record is from RefSeq and is a predicted model, not a curated record.
AUGCGUAUCACAGACGAUGAGCUGGCGCGCGAGGUCGAAGCGCUCAAAUCGCAUCGCAGGCAUUCCGUCAACCGCGCCUUGCUCGAUCCGGACCUUCCCGACCUCGCAGCAGCCUAUGGCGGCGGACAGGAACUUCUUUCCAUUCCAUCGCCCGAGCGAGAGAGGCGCGGCUAUAGCUUGGUAGACGAUGGCGCCGUACCAAUACGCAGUCCUUCCUCUUCCUCGACUGGAUCCCUAUCUCCCAACCAGAGCUACUCCAAUGAACGAGCUCGCUUCACGGCGAGACGCAGGGGUCAAGGCGCUGAACCUUCGUCUGGCGUCGAGUCCAUCGUGACUUCACCAUCACACCUUUCGCCUUCGACUUCACCUAGCAGUAGCGAUGCAUACGAUUCAAGAGCUCGUGCCUCGUCACCGACGAGUUUGACUUCCACCAGUCCAUCUUCGCCCAAAGACCCAAGUCAUCUCUUUUGGGUCCCAGCUUCGGUUCAUCCAGAGAUCUCGCCCACCGACUUUCGCAACUUCAUCAAGGAGCAUGCCGCUCGCGCCGUCACUCAGCAUGCUGGCGCCGACGAUGGAGCCACUGAGCAGGACUCCUUGCCACCUCUUGCUGUGGGCGAAUCACCCAUUGCACAGCGGCUCAACUCGGUCCGCCGUCAGCAGCAACAGCAGCAGGGUCGUCAGCAAUCGUCCAGCGACGCACGCGGAACUCUCAUCGGCCGAUCUACCUCUCUAUCGCGACGCGGCAGUACUCUCCGACGCCAGUAUCGACCCGAACAGGACACCGACGACACCGACGAUGACAAGGCGCCGCGCCCGCUGCAGCGCAAUCGCAGCGGCCUGAGCAAGGGCACCUACGGUCUGCCAAUACCCAAUCUGACCAUCGACGACCUGCAAAAGCUCGAAGCGGCCGCCGAGGAAGCUAGCCAGACACAGGAUCCUGCCAUGCUGCGCAGCGUCCUCCGCCGCACCCUCAGUCUUAACACCGGUCCGGAUCUCGACACGAUCGAUGCGAUGCCUGCCGAAUCUGCUGUAGACCCCGACGAGCCCAUCAUCGUGCCGAAGCCGGGUCAGAUCCUGCGACGAGCCGCAAGGACAAAGAUGCGCAAGGCAUCCGGCGACGCUACGCGAGGUAACCUGGCUGCGCGGCGACGAGCCCCUCGCAGCUCCACGGAUGCCGAGUCGGCCGGCACCGCCGCGGAGGGAUCUCGAGCGUGGGAGCUGCAGCAGGGCGACUCGGAGGACAUGGAGAGGCGGCUCAGCGGUCAGUCGGAGCUGUCUUCGGGCGCAGAUGACGAUUCGUCGGCGGGCGAUGCUUCGUCGCGACCCGUCUCGACCGAGGCGACCGACUCGAUUGUCGACGCCUACUCGCGCGACUCGUACCAGUCGGAUGUGUCGCACAGGACCAGUGUCACCUCGGCAGUAGAUAGUGUCAGGUAUGACAGCACGUCGGCCCUACGAGCGGAGCCAGAGUCGACGCAGAAGCCGCCCCGCCCGCCUACGCAGGACUUGUACGCCGCUCUCGCCGGUGCACAGCCUGCGCUGGAAGGUGCUGUCCACCAGCCCUCGGCGUCGCAGCACGCCGCCUCGCGAGUCAACGAGUCGAUGCAGAGUUCGAGACCGGACGCCCCGACAACCAGCAGCAACCAGAUCAAGCCGAUCGCCGUAUCGCAUCUGCCGCCGGUCAAGUCGUUCGAAAAGACGAUGCCUUCGCAGCAACAGCAGAAGCAAGCACCUCGGCCUGCGUCUGCCGAGGGCCAGGGAGCCUAUGUGGCGCAGGAAGCACAACGACGCGAUGCCCAGCCUGUUCCACACAUUUCUCAGCCUCCAGCUGCACCCGCUCUGACGAAACAGCAACCGCAGCAACAGCAACAACAACAACAGCAACAGCAACAGCAACAGCAGCAGCAGCAAGCCCAGCGACCGUCACAGCCAACGCCGUCGCAAGGCGUCACGUCACCACCUCCCCCCACCUUGACGCUCAACAAGCACAAGGAGAAGGACCGCAAAGGUGCCUUUGGCCUCUCCUGGUUCGGUCUCGGCAAGGACGACGAGGACGAGCGCAAAGAAUCCCACCGCAAACGCGAGAAGCACGAGAAGCGGGAGCGCAAGGAACGCGAACGCGAGGAGUCUCACAAGGACGAGAGCAGCUCGUCGAGCUUCCUCGGUGCGCUCUUCGGCAAGAAGAAGGGUCACGACGAGCCCUCGCAGCACGCUCCGUCUCGACCGACGAACGGACAGCUGACGGCGGGAAGUCUGCUGGAGCGCAACGAGAUGUACGGCAAGACCGGAGGCGCGUACUACUACGCGCGCUAUCCGAUCCAUAUCGAGCGCGCGGUGUACAGGUUGAGCCACAUCAAGCUGGCGAAUCCGCGCCGACCGUUGUACGAGCAGGUGCUGAUCUCGAACUUGAUGUUCUGGUAUCUGAGCAUUGUGAACCGCACGCAACCGGGACAGUAUGGUGCGGCGCAGACGCAACAGCAACAGCAGGGGCAGGGGCAGGGGCAGGUUCAGCAGGGCAAUGGGACCACGCCAUCGGAGCAGAAUGGUCCCAAUGCCGCAGCUCCCACCAACUCAAUCGCGAACGGCUACGCACCAGCGAUCGACACUUCCAGCGCCUACGACGGCAUCGAAAGCAGUCCCGACUCGGAAGACUCGGGUGCGGAACAGUGGGCUCCGACGGCCAACAGCGGGCAAGGCAACGGUGCAGCGCUCAAGCAGAAGCGAAAUGGUCUUGUGAAGCCCAAUCGGGCCCCAGCAGCGAGUCGCGGUCGCUCGGCGGAGAUGCCCAUGAAACAACCGGGAUACGGGAUGCAGCACCGCCAGAUCGACGACGACCUCAAGACGAUGGGAUCGCAGCACUCUGGGUUUGUCGUCGGGCAGGUGGUGGACGUCAAGGCGUUGCAAGCGAAUACGCCGUAUCGGCUCGUACCGGAUCCAAGGGUGGAUGGAGGCGGGCAUCAGGACCAGGCCAAAUCUGCUACGACCGACUACCUCGGCUUGGGACAUCAGUUUGAGUCUUCGGAGCCGCUGUGGGAUGGCGACAUGCAGCAGGGUGGAUCGGACGGUGACGACCCUCGCCGCGUGUCGGACAAGCCUGCGUUGCGAACGUACCGCGCCGAAGCGGAGAAGGAACGUGCCUGGCUAGGCAUGCGCAAUAGCACGGGUCGGUUGUCCCCCACCCCCCCUGGCGAGACUCCCGCCGAGCUGCGCCGCGAACCGAGUCAUCCUCAGGGUCGCAGUCUCUCCCUUGGUGGGAUUCGCACGGCAGAUUGGGAGCGGAAACCCGCUGAUAGAUCGAGGAAGAGCAGCAUGGGCCACAUCAGCCCGUCUGCCUCCCAGGGGUUGAGUGCAUCUUCCUCGAAUGGGUCGAUCGAGGUGUAUGGCGGGAUGACCACAUCCACCAGCGCACCAUUUGAGUAUGGUAGGGAGGGUAUGCAGCUGUCGAGCGAGAUGAUGGACGCUGCCCGGUCGAGUCAGUCGCGCCGGCGGUAG